CAAACCGAGUAUACGAGUUUUCAAAAUUACUCUGAAGGUAUAUAUGCACAAUUGCACUUUGCAUAUAUGAUAUACCCUGCCACAAAAUCACUAAGUAAGUUGUCACAAACAUUCAAUUCACACAUAUUAUUCCCCUGGUAUUGUCCAGCCGUGCUUUCAACAGAAUUGUCUCAUAGGAGAUUUAGUGUCCGAAACGUGUUCGUGUUUAGUGUCUGAGUGUGUUUCAAACAGGAUUUGUCUCUAAACUAAAGUUUUCAUAUUUAGUGUCUGAUUGUGUUUCAAGUUUCAACCAGAUUGUCUCUGAAGAAAAAUACAUGUGAGAAAUUAUUAAGUAACAAUUUCACGUAUAUAAAGCAUCCAAGAGAUAACAAUUGUGAAGGGUCAAAAACCUUGAUCAAGAAUUGUCGAAGCAAUGGCCACUCCUUUGGCCUACCAAGAGCACCUUCCUGCAUCACCCAAUUGGCUGAACAAAGGUGACAACGCAUGGCAGUUAACAGCAGCAACUCUGGUUGGCCUUCAGAGCAUGCCAGGUCUCGUGAUCCUCUACGCCAGCAUAGUGAAAAAGAAAUGGGCAGUGAACUCGGCCUUCAUGGCUCUCUAUGCCUUUGCAGCUGUUCUCAUAUGUUGGGUGCUUGUGUGUUUCCGAAUGGCCUUUGGGGAGCAACUUUUCCCCUUUUGGGGCAAGGGUGCACCAGCACUAGGCCAAAAGUUCCUCACGAAACGAGCCUUGGUCGUUGAAACCAUCCACCACUAUGAUAAUGGCACUGUUGAGAGCCCUGCUGAAGAACCCUUUUACCCCAUGGCCUCACUUGUCUAUUUCCAAUUCACUUUUGCUGCUAUCACUCUCAUCCUUUUGGCUGGCUCUGUCCUUGGAAGAAUGAACAUCAAGGCUUGGAUGGCUUUUGUGCCUCUUUGGUUAAUCUUUUCUUACACUGUUGGGGCUUUUAGCCUCUGGGGUGGUGGCUUUCUCUACCAAUGGGGUGUCAUUGACUACUCUGGUGGAUAUGUCAUCCACCUUUCCUCUGGAAUCGCUGGCUUAACUGCUGCUUAUUGGGUUGGACCAAGAUUCAAGAAUGAUAGGGAGAGGUUUCCACCAAACAAUGUGUUGCUUAUGCUUGCGGGUGCUGGUUUAUUGUGGAUGGGGUGGUCAGGGUUCAACGGUGGAGCACCAUAUGCUGCAAACAUUGCAUCAUCAAUUGCAGUGUUGAACACAAACAUUUGUGCAGCCACAAGCCUCCUUGUGUGGACCACUCUCGAUGUCAUCUUCUUCGGGAAACCCUCCGUGAUUGGAGCUGUGCAGGGCAUGAUGACCGGACUUGUAUGCAUCACCCCAGGAGCAGGACUUGUGCAAUCGUGGGCGGCUAUAGUGAUGGGAAUGUUAUCUGGGAGUGUUCCAUGGGUGACCAUGAUGAUUUUGCACAAAAAGUCAAGCUUGUUGCAAAAGGUGGAUGACACCCUUGGGGUGUUUCACACACAUGCUGUGGCUGGCCUUUUGGGUGGCCUCCUCACAGGUCUAUUAGCAGAACCAGCCCUUUGUAGACUCCUAUUGCCAGUUACCAACUCAAGAGGUGCAUUCUAUGGUGGAGGUGGUGGUGUGCAAUUCUUGAAGCAAUUGGUGGCAGCCAUGUUUGUUAUUGGAUGGAACUUGGUCUCCACCACCAUCAUCCUCCUUGUCAUACAAAUUUUCAUACCCUUGAGGAUGCCGGACGAGCAGCUAGAGAUCGGCGACGACGCCGUCCACGGCGAGGAAGCCUAUGCCCUUUGGGGUGAUGGUGAGAAAUAUGACCCAACUAGGCAUGGUUCCUUGCAAACUGGCAACACUGCUGUGUCACCUUAUGUUAAUGGUGCAAGAGGUGUGACUAUAAACUUGUGAGUCAAGAAAUUAAUUAGCAAGGCUAGCUGUGCUUUGCUCUCACAUAUGUAUAAAGUUAAUCUAUGUAUGAUGUAAUUAAUUCGUGAGUGGUGUAGGUAGAAAUUUGAUUUUCAUGAAAGAAAAUUUCAAGUUUUGAGAUCUGAUGUUCCUCUAGUUAUCCAAAUUUUAUGCACAUAAUGUCUUGACAUGUAUGUGUACAAGAUUUAGAUUUGUCAGAUUUUUGAAGGAAGCUUCAAGGAGAUUGUGAUUAGGAAUUUUUAUUUUUUCACUUACAUGUUUUAAUUACUAGAAAAGUAUCAAUUUUUAUUUA
Cajanus cajan (pigeon pea) is the source of this 2183-nucleotide messenger RNA. Its product is annotated as ammonium transporter 2. The record is from RefSeq and is a predicted model, not a curated record. Gene Ontology annotation, cellular component: plasma membrane. Gene Ontology annotation, molecular function: ammonium channel activity. NCBI's taxonomy places the organism in Eukaryota, Viridiplantae, Streptophyta, Magnoliopsida, Fabales, Fabaceae. Gene Ontology annotation, biological process: ammonium transmembrane transport.